AACGUGAAUCUUGGAAAAAUAAGCAUGACAUUCAACUGCGCUUUUGUUUUGUCUGUGUUCAGGGGGUUUGGUUCUUAUCGCCGAGUGCCGACUUAAGUAGCUGUCGGAACCUUAGAAGAACAGAGACAGAAAUGGAGGGGAAAGUCGACUAUGUACUCGUUCCUUUAGGGCUCUUUCUUUUUGCUGUUUAUCAUGCUUGGCUGCUCUUCACCAUUGUUAAAUAUCCCAGAAGAACUGUGAUUGGAAUUAACGCCGAGUCUCGCCACCAAUGGGUUCUAUUUCUUGAUUGCCUAGACCUUCCCAAGAAGAAGACUGCAGAUUUUCAUUUUUUCCUUUUAGUUUUUUGUCCGUUUCUGCUAGGAGAUUGAGUUGGAAGAGUUCUUCAAUAAAACCAAACCAGAAAUUUGCUGAAGUUUUGAACUUCCAGUGAAUCAUAUGAUGAGACUUAGUUCCUCAUCUAAAAUAACUGAUGCCCACUAUUCUAGUCUAAGUUUUAGAGGACCUAUCUGGGAUUGUUUGGAAAAUUUUUGUUAUAUUGACCUCUUUGCUGUUGAUUCAGAUUACCAUUUUUUUCAAGCAUGGUCGAGUGUCUAGAGGUAGUUGGUGGAAGAAUAUGGUUUGGGUUGACAGAUAAUAGACAAGCUAAGUAGUCCCAUAUGAAAAAGAAUCGUACAGAAAGUUGAGUAUAUGGAGUGAGGCCCUAGCACAGUGAGUUCAUAAAAUUUUGGUUUUUAGGAUUUUGCCAUGGGGACUGCUUCAGAUUCUGAAUUUCCACUUUUGCAUUUGUCAUAUCAGGGCUUCUACCACUACACCAGCUAACAACUCCUUCAAAAAUAUUUUCUUUGCUCGAGAAUUUCAAUAGUCUGUCUUAUGGGUCAAAAGUAUAUUAGUUCAAAGAAUUUACAAUCUGAAAUUAAGUAUAUGUUUUCCUCAGCUUCCAAAUAUAUAUCUGGUUACAUUGGUAGAAAUAAUUUCUGUUUGAUAACUUUGUAAUGUAAGGAGAAGCUGCAAUCCAAAUGUCUCUGAGGACCUUGCUCUUUCAACACUGUUCUAGUUAAGUUUGUAACCUAUGAGUAACAAAGGUGGUACACUGCAUCUAACUUAGUGUUGAUUCUAUCGAAGCAAAUGGGAUCUGAAUUUUUGUGAAAAUUGAAAAGGAUCUCUGCUUUUAGUUUAACUUAUGUCUUUACAUACCAUUUAAAUUGAUUUUAUGUAGAGGAAGUGGACAAAAUGUUCAGGAAAUAGAAUCAGCAGAAGAGCCAGAACUAUAUAUUUGUUGAUAGUUAAAAGGAAGCUUUUUAAGCUGUCUUUUAAUAAAAAUAGGUUAGAUAACAGAUAAUAGUUUUUGAUGGUUCACUUAUAGUUUGGAUAAUAUGCUUGAUUUUCAUGGAAUUUAUGUUAUUGCUGCAUGAAAUGAAGUUAUUGAUGAUUGCACUUCACAUAAGAAAAUUUAACUUUUGACAAUCUGCAACUAUUUUUAGGGCUGUGUUUGCAGCAACUAUGUGCAAUUUUAGUGUAACUCUCAAUGUUUGGGGGAAGGGGGUUUGUGGUUGUUCAGUUGCGUAUCAGGAUUUGAUUACUCUCGAGAACCACAAAGUCCAGUUCUGUUUCAUUUUGAGAGUUACUGAGGAACCAUCUUCCACAGUCUCUAGCAUGUCCACAUCGUUCUUCAAAGACUGAUGGUUUGAAUUAGUUUAUGGCAAUGAGCUAUGCAAUAGUGAGAAGAGAUGGUAAGUGCAGAUUUUGAGUCUAGACUUGGUGUACAUAUUAAUUUUAACAAUAAAAGCCAUUUUAAUGUUUCAGGAUCCCUUGAAGAAUGGUGUCCUGACAGUUCAAACAAUACGCAACAAUAUUAUGGCAUCUACCCUCUUGGCAACGACUGCAAUCACUCUUAGUUCAUUGAUCAGUGUUUUUGUGAGCAGCAGCGCCACAGACUCUGGAACUGAAUUAGUUUAUGGCAGUAAAAAACCUUUUAUCUCUUCAAUCAAGUAUUUUUCAAUCUUGUUGUGUUUCCUAUUUGCCUUUCUUUGCAAUGUGCAAUCUAUUAGAUACUAUGCCCAUGUAAGUUUCUUGGCCACUGUUCCUACUUCGAAAGGCAAUAGGGAUUCUAUUGAGUACGUGGCUAGAAACUUGAAUAGAGGGAGCUUCUUUUGGUCACUUGGACUACGAGCUUUCUACUUGUCAUUCCCUGUCUUCCUUUGGACCUUCGGACCUGUACCUAUGUUUCUCUGCUGCUGCGUAAUGUCAUUCGUUCUCUAUUUCUUGGACACUACAAGCAGCUUUACCCGGCAUCUUCAUAAUCAUUCAUUCAGAGAGGAAAGGAAACCUGAUGAUAUGGAAUCGAUUGGUCAAACUAAGGAGAAAAAUUGGUCCAGCGAAUCCAACAUUUGUUGCCCUUUACUUGCACACAAUGAUUUGCCUUCCUCCACAUCUUCGGGAUAGUUAUGUGGUUUUGGGCUGAUAAUGGGUUCUGCUAUCAGAAAAUCUUGGGCAAGAUGGAAAAAGAUAUCUAUUUUCAGGUUCUUUUUUUUUUUCAGUAUAUAUAUCUCUUCAUUCUCAGUCAGCAAACAGUUGUUGGGCUUCUGAGAAACUUUGAAGUGUCUUGCUUGGCAGAAUGCUCUCUUUUAUGAAUAUGGACAUCAGACAAAGUUCCAAAGGUCCAACUUCCCUUACUCUAUCAUCUUUCCUUGUAUACUUCUUUUGUGUAAUCGUAGCAUCCACAACACAAGGACCUUGACACAGCUACAUGUUAUAGGUCUUGCUUUAUCUCUAAAUUAGUUUAUUUCCUAAGCUCUACAAGUUCAAAUAUUAGAUCCCUCCGGAAUGUUUCAUUGGUCGAAAGCUUGAGCUUCUAAAGGUUUUAAGUUC
Messenger RNA from Rubroshorea leprosula, 2868 nucleotides. The record is from the annotation of a GenBank genome assembly. NCBI's taxonomy places the organism in Eukaryota, Viridiplantae, Streptophyta, Magnoliopsida, Malvales, Dipterocarpaceae.